Linum tenue is the source of this 1528-nucleotide messenger RNA. Lineage: Eukaryota; Viridiplantae; Streptophyta; Magnoliopsida; Malpighiales; Linaceae. The record is from the annotation of a GenBank genome assembly.
CUAUUAGGUUGGGUCCAUUCUCUGGUCCAGGUUCGUUGUAACUUUCACAUAAGAAUCUAGCGCUCGGCGAGGGAGGAAGAAAUAGCUGUUGGCGGAAACGAGCAGUUGGUCGUCGUUGAACAGAGGGGAAAAGGCUUUUUGUCCUUCCCUUUCAUUUCCUCUUGUGCCUCCGCUUGCUACCCGAAAGAAAUGGCCGUCCAGGACCAAGAGGAGGCGGUUAACUACAAGAUUUCGCCGCCGAAUACAUAUGCAGCUGUUGUGCUCGGCGGCACCUUUGAUCGCCUCCACGAUGGUCACCGACUUUUCCUCAUGGCAGCAGCUGAGCUUGCAAGGGAAAGGGUUGUGGUAGGAGUUUGCGAUGGCCCUAUGCUUACCAACAAGCAGUUCGCUGACUUGAUACAGCCUGUGGAGGAAAGGAUGCAGAAUGUUGAGAACUAUAUUAAGUCCGUCAAGCCAGAACUCAUGGUGCAAGCUGAACCAAUAAUGGAUCCAUAUGGACCUUCGAUUGUUGUCGAAGAUUUGGAAGCGAUAGUGGUUAGCAAAGAGACAGUGCCAGGCGGUCUGGCAGUUAACAGGAAGAGAACUGAAAAGGGAUUUUCACAGCUAAAGGUUGAAGUCGUGGAACUUGUUUCUGAAGAAUCUAGUGGUCAAAAGCUGAGUUCCUCAACAUUGAGGCGCCUCGAUGCUGAGAAGUCAAAACUACCAGACAGCAUAGAAUAGAUAGAGAAGACCCUAAUCAGUCGUCCUAAAACUUUGCAAGCUGAUCCAUGUUCUCAUCAAUAGCCAUUGGCAGCGUUUUUUAGGGGUUCAGGCUUGGUGCUGCUCUGGCGACAUAGCAUGAGCAAAGCCAUGUCGUCAUAACAUUGUGUUGAUAUCUACAGCUGUCUCCCCGCCUCCCCUAAAACUGCAAACCCUUUUUAGUUUAUGUUCAGGAUAAUGUCAAAUAAGUCGAGUGUUGUAAGUUGUAACACUGAUAAUGUUGUUAUGGGAGCGACUCAAACGGCUUCGUCACCUACUCUAUGAUUGGAGUAGGGCGGGCACUACAAACUCCCUUCGGAAUAUCAAAACCCCCCAGGCGGAGAUUGAGCGGGUCAAGUUGAUACAUCCAAUUGAUUGGAAUGAGGUUAGAAAUCUCGAGAUUGAGCUUAAUCGUCAAUGGGAGGCGGAGGAAAUAUACUGGCAACAAAAAUCCAGGGUCCGGUGGCUGAAGAAGGGGGAUCAAAACUCCUCCUAUUUCCAUACGGUUACUCGUGCUAGGAGAAAGCGGAAUUUUGUUGCUGGUCUCCGUAGUGAUACUGGUGACUGGGUCACUGAGGAGCCUGGCAAAGCAGCCAUUGCCAUGGACUUUUACCAAUCGCUCUUCACCUCCGAAUAUCAAAACCCUAAUAUGGCUGAGCGGGUCGACAAUAUCCCCAUUUUGCAUAGUAUUACACCUGUGAUGAACGCUGCCUUGACGGCCGAAGUCUUACCUAGUGAAGUCCGGAAAACCGUGUUCUCCAUGGGGUCUAAACAAGCCUCGGGAUCUGAU